Colletotrichum phormii is the source of this 885-nucleotide messenger RNA. RefSeq lists its product as uncharacterized. The transcript has a single exon. Bases 282 to 788 code for a protein of 168 amino acids. The record is from RefSeq and is a predicted model, not a curated record. Lineage: Eukaryota; Fungi; Ascomycota; Sordariomycetes; Glomerellales; Glomerellaceae.
CCCUUUGGUGGUGAAGGCAGAUGCAGGCGGGGGACCAGGGACUAGCGUGAGAGCAAGACAUGUCCGGGUCGGCCGUGGGGGGCGUGGACGGUGGAAAGAGAGAGAGAGAGAGAGAUAGGACUCCUCCCCUCGUCUCUCUUCUCACGUCUCAAGCGCGUUCAUUCGGCGCUAGACCGACAAUUUGUCGUGUCUCAUAGCUAACAGAAAGAGAAAAAAAGGGCUCGGGUGAAACCCACGCGGGUUGACGUAAAAAAGACUCAGCGAGUUCUAGGCUGGAUAGAAUGCCGGGACCGGGCCCGGGUUUCCACGCUAUUGUGGCCGGCGGGGGUUUCUCGAGGGUCCCUUUCAUGCAGCUCUCUGAUUUGCUGGCGAGUUGUCAAUUAUUCACUACCAUCACAAAGAGACAAGAGGUGUUUGCGCUGCCGCGCGAGCGGUGCGAUCCCGGAGGCGGCGAGCCGAGCUGCGCUGCCGCCCAGGUUGUAACCAGGUAUUGCUGGGGCGGAAACCAGGAGUCCGCAAUGGAAUUGCAGGGGCUCGCUCAGGGAUGGCCCGGACGCUCCAUUGUUCGGGAGAGGGAACAAGACAUGCCUGAAGCCCUUGGAAUGCGCUCCAUGAAGCCCAUCGACAAGCCCGACGCGCGUGUCCCAAACAGGCCAGAACCUGGGGGACGUCAUCCAACAAUUGCAGCCCAUGCCGCAAGAUCCCCCCACCGCUGGCACAUGCUUUCGCAUGCACGGAUUCUGUUCUGUGUCUCGCCCUUCUUUCUUGUCUGUCACUGGGAAAAAUAAAGGGUACCCCGUCAAAUGUUGCUGUCAUUGGAAAUGUCCUUGCAUGUUGUGGCGUGCCACUUGGACAAGAGCCGAACUGUAGUCCUAUCAUUCGUCU